AUGCCCGAGGCACCCACGCUUGCAACUGCAGCACGUGCAGGCUCCGACCACUUGGGCGGCGCUGCAGCGCUGGUGAGGGAUGGCAAUGCGCCAUCGCUCAUGUGCGGGCCAGUGACCAGCACCACUCCUCCGGCCUGGUGCGACCGCCGACCGCCGGAAAGCUCCGGGUCUUCCAGGACUAUCACCAGCGUCUCCAGCGUGCUGCGGCGCACUAGCGCCCCAUCUUCGGUGUCCACUUCGGCGCCUGGUUCCACCGCUGGAUUCCGCUCGCUGGAUCGCCUUGGAGGCACGAGCAACCGCGGAGAUGUAGCUGUUUGUGUGCGCCUUCGACCGGGAGCACAGGAGGAACGCUGCUGCGAGGUCGGCAGAGAUCACGCCGUGAGGCUGCGACAGAUCGGAAGCAGAUAUGACUCCCUCGGAGAGGCCCAAUACCAGUUUGACCAUGUCUUUCCAGAGGAGACGUCGCAAGAGGAGGUGUUUACAGCUGCAGUGGCGCCGAUUUGUGAGGCAGUGCUGAGUGGCUACAACGGCGCAGUGAUCGCAUACGGCCAGACGGGCUCGGGCAAGACCCACACAGUGGUGGGCAAUGCGAAGCUUCGGGGCGUGGCCCCCCGUGCCAUCCACUGCAUCUUCCAGGGGCUGGAGCAGAGCGCAAUCUGGUCCGUGGACGUCUCAGUGCUAGAGAUCUACAACGAGCGCGUCAGGGACCUCCUGAGCCCCGGCAACGUCUCACAUGUAGAGGUCCACGAAGUGCGCAGCGAGCAUGAAGGAAUUUGUAGCUUCCGGUGCCCAGACGCGGUGAGGCGGCAGGCCCAGACGCCGGAAGACGCAUUGGCAGCGCUGGCGGAGGGCAUGAAGCGCCGGGAGACGGCAAAGACGGACAUGAACCACAACAGCAGCAGGUCCCACCUGAUCUUCACCCUCACUGCUACGCAGAAGGACCCGGAGAUCGGCGCCACCCUGCGAGGGAGGCUGCACCUGGUGGAUCUUGCUGGCAGUGAGCGCCUCAAAAGGUCCAUGUCCACCGACUUCCAAUCGCCCAGAGAGUUAAACUUGGCAAAGUGGACAAGAUAUGACAAGAUAACAGCAACUCUUCAGAGAGAACUGAUGGGCGUCCACCGGGAGCUCGGCCACUGGAAUGCCUACCAAGAGCUUCUGAAAAGGCUGCCGGCGCUGCUGGAGCAGGGCCGGAGAGACGGUCACGAUGUGGACGCGGACCCAAUGUUGACGCUGGACGUCCCCGGCUUGUUGCGGCGCUACCUCAUUGCGGAGGACUGGAACGUCGACAAGGCGGAGCAGAGGCUGCAAAGUACCAUCAGCUUUCGCAGGAAGUGGCAGAUUCUGGAAUACUACAAACCAGGAGCUGCAAAGCACUUGUACGAAGAAGCAUCCAACCCAGGCUCCGAGAUGUACUUCGCGGAUUCCCUGCACAAAGACCUGCAGGGGCGGCCUUACAUGGUGGGGCGGGUGGACUUGUGCAACGGCGAACAGAUGCAUCCCUGGAGGCACCUCCGUGCUGGGAUUUUCGCCCUAGACCGCCUGGCCAUAAAGGUGAUUCACAGCCGUGCUGGCUAUGGAAGCUACUUGCUGGACAUUGGAAAGGUGAACAUGCGCGGGACUGUGAGCGGCAGUGGUGGUGGUGGCAUGACUCCCAAGGAGUCCAACAAUCGUUACUACAAGGAGGGCGCAGGCCGGCACUGCAGCGACGAGCUGCUGGCCGACUUCGGGGAGCUGAGCGGUGGCCUGGCGGUGCUGAGGGCUGCGCUGACCAUCGCCUCCGAGCACUACCCGGAACUGCUUAGCCGGAUCGUCUUUCUCAACGCCGACCUGAUGUUCUCGCUGGUCUUCAAGAUCUUUCGGCUUUGGGCGCACAAACGCACGAGAGACAAGUUCUUGUUCUUGGGCGGCAAAGCGGAUCCGCCCUUGGAGCAGCUUUUCGAGUGGUACGACCCCUCAGAGCUGCCAGAAGAGUUUGGGGGCACGGGCUGGCGACUGGACACUGAUGCCUUCAUGGCACGUGCCAUCCCGGCGCUUGACGAAGAGGGAACGCGAGGUUGGCACCCGAAGCCUGAGGUAGCCUCCGAUUUCCUUGUGGCUGAGGCGGAAGGCGAGGGAUCAGCGGGCGAGGAAACUGCUUCGCUCUUUGGCUGCUUCGCGCCCUUGGCCUGCUGUUUGCCGCAGCAGCAGCCACGCAAAGGACAGCGGCGCAAUGUCCCGCAGACGGCUGCCGUGGAUGCAGGCGUGGCAUGCUCCCCGACAACCCGACGACCAGUGCCGAUUCAGCUCAUGCUGCGGGUGGCUGUAGUCACACUGCUGCGCACCCCGCGGGAUCAGCGGCGGGAAGCGGGAGAGAUCAACAAGUCGCUGUCUCAGCUCGCUUUGGUGAUCCAGCGGUUGACCAGCCAGACAGGCGGCUCACUACAGCUGGUGCCAUACCGGGACUCGAUGCUGACGAGACUUUUGGCUGAGAGCUUUGGUGGUAGCUCCAAGACGUGCCUCGUGAUCACUUGCUCAGUGCAGUCGUCCGACAGAGAGGAGACCAGGUGCUCCUUGGAGUUCGGCAAGCGCGCGAAGCUGGUGAGGAAUCGCCCCCAGAUCAACUUAGAGGUGGCACACGAGCCCUCUGCGGUCGUGGAGGCCUUUGUUGCGAAGAAGUUGGAGGAGAUGCAGAGAGUGCAGGAGGAGCUGCUGCGGGAGCGCGAGCUCUUUCACGCAGAGCGUGCGGGCAGAGUUCAAAGCCUCGAGGAGAAGCUCGAGGAGGCCAUUGGCGACAUGCACGGCCAGCAGAACUCGCGUUUGUCGGAAGUGGCACAGCUCGAGGACCAGAAGGCUGAGAUGCAGGAGCGGCUGCGGGCUGCUGUGGCUCAGGCGGUGGCAAGCCAGGAUGAAGCCGCCGUGCAGGCCACCAAGCUACAGUCGGAUCGGAAGAGGUUGCACACGCAGCUCUUGGAGGCCCGGAGCAGGCAGGAGGCCUUGCAGCGCGAGCUGCAGAAGGAGGUCCAGAGCCGGGCGGCCUUGGAAGCCGAGAUGCGGGCACAGCUCGCAGAACGGCAACGUCAAGUAGAAGAUGCCACAAAGCAGGCCGCAGACCUGCGCCUGGCCAUGGCCGAGCUGGGGCGGGAGAAGGCUGCCAGUUUGGCGCGCUUGGAAGAGCAGAACGCAGAGAUGCGCAGCAAGUGGCUGGAGGACGUCUCCCGCCUGGAGGCAGAGAAGCGCAGCGCGCAGCUGGCCGCCUCCGAGGCGCAGUCGCGAUUGCAAGAGAACCGCUGCAUCCAGGAGCAAAUCCCCACAACGCCAUUGGAGGAGAUGCCAGUGCAAUACGGCGGAGAAGCUGAGGCGGAGGCGCCAGCAUCGCUUCACGGUGAUCCGGGCUUCGAGGAGAGCAAUGAAUUGCAGCUGGCCAGCAGGAGCGCUGAGCUGCGGAAGCAGCUGGAGGCCAUUACUGCUGACGGAGAACAGCUCGAAAAGCUGCGCCAGGCUCGACUUCUUUGCCUGGAGGUGGAGGCCCAGGAUCUGCAGGCAAAGUGGCAGCAGCAAGUGCCGGAGGAGGACUCGUUUCCGCCAUCACUCAGCGAGGAGAAACCCACCGAGGAGGAAGACUCAGAGGCAUUUCAGGCCCUGCCAUCCUUUCCCACCGAGCUGCCGCGUGCCAAGGCCUGCUCUGUUUCCUCUGGCUCAGAGGAUGCCCCCAGUUCUCCGCCAGCCACGCGGCUCAACGGGACAGGCCCUCAAGUCUUGGCUUGGGAGGCCACGAAGAUGCCACCGCUGAUGACAGCCAAGGAUGGCGAUUCACGAUGA
This is a messenger RNA of Effrenium voratum, 3798 nucleotides long. The record is from the annotation of a GenBank genome assembly. NCBI's taxonomy places the organism in Eukaryota, Dinophyceae, Suessiales, Symbiodiniaceae.